This is a messenger RNA of Talaromyces proteolyticus, 2164 nucleotides long. RefSeq names its product pyruvate kinase. Gene Ontology annotation, cellular component: cytoplasm. The record is from RefSeq and is a predicted model, not a curated record. Gene Ontology annotation, molecular function: potassium ion binding; magnesium ion binding; pyruvate kinase activity. The coding region runs from base 211 to 1791 and encodes 526 amino acids. Gene Ontology annotation, biological process: glycolytic process. NCBI's taxonomy places the organism in Eukaryota, Fungi, Ascomycota, Eurotiomycetes, Eurotiales, Trichocomaceae. The transcript is spliced from 7 exons.
CUUGGGCCAACAACAUUUUCUGUAGCGCCCACGUCUUCCUCCAGCUCCCCCCAUCCACCCCUCACUCGCUCCUGCAACAGCUGCCUCUGCGACUUUUCUCUCCUGCCUUCCUGUCUCUCUACGCAAGGCAAUUCUGCAGCAGUUUUUGCUUCCCGAUAGACUUCCCUUUACUUGCCAUCUCCCUCCAUCGCCGCUCUCGUCCCAACAAAAAUGGCUGCCGCCAAUUCUUUCGACCACCUCACCAACCGCAUGAAGCUGGAAUGGUUUUCCCAGCUUCAUACCGAGAUGGUCCCGGACAGGAACUAUCGUCGUACCUCCAUCAUUUGCACCAUUGGUCCCAAGACUAAUUCGGUCGAGAAGAUUAACAUGCUCCGCAGAGCUGGUCUCAAUGUCGUUCGCAUGAACUUCUCUCACGGCUCAUACGAGUACCACCAAUCCGUUAUCGAUAACGCCCGAGAGGCCGAGCGCGUCCAGGCGGGUCGCCCUGUUGCCAUUGCCCUUGACACCAAAGGGCCCGAGAUUCGUACCGGAAACACUAUCGAUGACAAGGACUUUCCUAUCGCUGCUGGAACCGAGUUCAAUGUCACCACCGAUGACAAAUAUGCCACUGCUAGCGAUGACAAGAACAUGUAUCUUGAUUACAAGAACAUCACCAACGUGAUCCAACCUGGCAAGCUCAUCUAUGUCGACGAUGGUAUUCUCUCUCUCGAAGUCAUCAAGGUUGUUGACGACAAGACGGUCCGCGUCAAGUGCCUUAACAACGGCAACAUCUCCUCCCGUAAAGGUGUCAACCUUCCCGGUACCGAUGUAGACCUUCCCGCUCUAUCUGAUAAGGAUAAGAACGACUUGCGAUUUGGUGUUAAGAAUAAGGUCGACAUGGUUUUCGCUUCAUUUAUCCGCCGCGGUGAAGAUAUUAAGGAGAUCCGUAAAAUCAUGGGUGAAGAGGGCAAGGAGAUUCAAAUCAUUGCCAAGAUCGAGAACCAGCAGGGUGUCAACAACUUUGAUGAGAUUCUAGAAGAAACUGAUGGUGUCAUGGUUGCUCGUGGUGAUCUCGGUAUCGAGAUUCCUGCUCCCAAGGUCUUCCUUGCUCAGAAGAUGAUGAUUUCCAAGUGUAACUUGAAGGGCAAGCCUGUCAUCUGUGCCACUCAGAUGUUGGAGUCCAUGACAUACAACCCUCGUCCCACCCGUGCGGAGGUUUCUGACGUAGCUAACGCGGUUCUUGACGGCGCUGACUGUGUCAUGUUGUCUGGUGAGACUGCCAAGGGUAACUACCCUUCGGAGGCUGUCUCCAUGAUGCACGAGACAUGCCUGAUCGCUGAAGUUUCGAUCCCUCACUUCAGCAUCUUCGACGAGUUGCGCACCCUUUGCCCUCGUCCUGCUGACACUGUCGAGGCUAUUACCAUGUCUGCGGUCAGUGCUAGUCUGGAAUUGAACGCUGGUGCCAUUGUUGUCUUGACCACAAGCGGUAAAUCCGCCCGUCUGGUCGCCAAGUAUCGCCCCGUCUGCCCUAUUAUCAUGAUCACUCGUAACGAGUCUGCUUCCCGAUACUCUCAUCUGUACCGAGGCGUCUACCCCUUCUACUUCCCAGAACAGAAGCCCGAUUUCAAUGUCAAGAUCUGGCAGGAGGAUGUCGACCGCCGCCUGAAGUGGGGUAUCUCCAACGGUAUCAAGCUCGGCAUCAUCAAGAAGGGCCAGAGCGUUGUCUGUGUCCAGGGCUGGCGCGGAGGUAUGGGCCACACCAACACCAUCCGUGUGGUUCCCGCCGAGGACAACUUGGGUCUCGAGCAGUAAAUAAUUUCAAGCCAAGCGUAAUCAAGCUAGAAAACCGACCGAUUCGACUUGGAAAAGCGGUUAUAAGAUCAAGUAGUCCGGGGUGUGAACCCUACAUGGGUUUGCAUGCAAGUUGGGAAUCCAUCAGGUCCUCACAGACAGGAAAAUGUCUGUCCAUUAGACAUUUAAUAACAACACCCAAAGGAAAAAGCCGGUCGCUCUGCUGGAUCAUUCUUGUCCAUUGUUAGAAGACUAGUCAUUUUUCUUCUUUCCAGUUUCGAGCUUUUCAUCCUGUAUCUGAGAGCAUGAGCAUGACUAUCAUUGCAAGUUUCACAUCCUAAUGUUAGAUUGUACUUUGAAAUGAAAUCAAUUCCUCCUUUCAUUCAUCAGGAAA